GGUGCUGAUCGCCGCCCGCCCGCGCCGACCCCGGGGCGCGGCCAUGGAGGUGGUGGGCGACUUCGAGUACAGCAAGCGGGACCUCGUGGGACACGGGGCCUUCGCCGUGGUCUUCCGGGGGCGGCACCGCCAGAAAACUGAUUGGGAGGUAGCUAUUAAAAGUAUUAAUAAAAAGAACCUGUCAAAAUCACAAAUACUGCUUGGGAAGGAAAUUAAAAUCUUAAAGGAACUUCAGCAUGAAAACAUUGUAGCACUCUAUGAUGUUCAGGAAUUACCCAACUCUGUCUUUCUGGUGAUGGAGUAUUGCAAUGGUGGAGACCUGGCAGAUUAUUUGCAAGCUAAGGGCACGCUCAGCGAGGACACCAUCAGAGUGUUUCUGCAUCAGAUCGCAGCUGCCAUGCGCAUCCUGCACAGCAAGGGCAUCAUCCACAGGGACCUCAAGCCCCAGAACAUCCUGCUGUCCUAUGCCAAUCGCAGGAAGUCCAGUGUCAGUGCUGUUCGCAUCAAAAUAGCUGAUUUUGGUUUUGCUCGUUACUUGCAUAGUAACAUGAUGGCUGCCACACUGUGCGGGUCCCCAAUGUACAUGGCUCCUGAGGUUAUCAUGUCUCAACAUUAUGAUGCCAAGGCCGACUUGUGGAGCAUUGGGACAGUGAUAUAUCAGUGCCUCGUUGGAAAGCCACCUUUUCAGGCUAAUAGUCCUCAAGACCUAAGGAUGUUUUAUGAGAAAAACAGGAACUUAAUGCCUAGCAUUCCCAGAGAAACAUCACCUUAUUUGGCUAAUCUUCUAUUGGGUUUGCUUCAGAGAAACCAAAAAGAUAGAAUGGACUUUGAAGCAUUUUUCAACCAUCCUUUCCUUGAGCAAGUUCCAGUAAAAAAAUCCUGCCCAGUCCCGGUGCCCAUGUAUGCCGGCUCUGCCUCUGGAGGCUCCUAUGGCAGCUCUCCAUCCUGUCGUUUCGCCUCUCCACCGUCCCUUCCAGAUAUGCAGCAUAUUCAGGAAGAAAACUUAUCCUCCCCACCAUUGGGUCCUCCCAACUAUCUCCAGGUGUCCAAAGAUUCUGCCAGUACUAGUAGCAAGAACUCUUCUUGUGACACGGAUGACUUUGUUUUGGUUCCACACAACAUCUCGUCAGACCACUCAUAUGAUAUGCCAGUGGGAACUGCUGGCAGACGUGCUUCUAAUGAGUUCUUGGUAUUUGGAGGGCAGUGCCAGCCCUCCGUGUCCCCGCACAGCGCAGCUGCCCCCAUUCCCGUCCCCACACAGGUGAGGAACUACCAGCGCAUAGAGCAGAACCUCACCUCCACUGCUGGCUCCAGCACAAAUCUACAUGGCUCUCCACGAUCUGCAGUGGUACGAAGGUCUAACACCAGCCCUCUGGGCUUCCUCCGUCCGGGAUCUUGCUCCCCAGCGCCGGCAGAUGCGGUUCCGGCCAUAGGACGAAGACUCUCCACUGGCUCUUCCAGGCCUUACUCACCUUCCCCUCUGGUGGGCACCAUUCCUGAGCAGUUCCGUCAGUGCUGCUGCGGGCAUCUUCAGGGCCACGAAUCCAGGAGUAGGAACUCGUCAGGUUCUCCCGUACCGCAGGCCCAGUCACCACAGCCUGUCCUGUUGGGCGCUAGACUGCAGAGCGCCCCCACCCUCACCGACAUCUACCAGAACAAGCAGAAGCUCAGAAAACAGCACUCUGACCCCGUGUGCCCAUCCCAGGCCGGGGCUGGCUACAGCUGCUCCCCUCAGCCCAGCCGGCCUGGCAGUCUUGGGACCUCCCCGCCCAAGCACACCGGGUCCUCCCCGCGGAGCUCAGACUGGUUCUUCAGAACUCCGUUACCAACCAUCAUUGGCUCUCCUACUAAGACCACGGCUCCUUUCAAAAUUCCCAAAACGCAAGCAUCUUCCAACCUGCUCGCCUUAGCCACUCGUCACGGGCCUUCCGAGGGGCAGCCGAAAGACGGGAACAACCCAAGGAAAUGCACUCACUGUGUCCUGGUACAAGGAGGGGAGAGGCAGAAGUCCGAGCAUCAGGUCAAGGCAGCAUUUGGCAGGUCCGUCAGUACUGGGAAAUUAUCAGAUCAACAAGUAAGAACACCUUUUGGUGGACAUCAGGGCAGCACAGACAGUUUAAAUACAGAACGACCAAUGGAUACAGCCCCUGCAGGAGCCUGUGGUGUUGCCCUGGCCCCCCCUAUAGGAGCAGCAGCAAGUUCUAGGGUUGUGAUGUUCACAGUGGGGUCUCCCCCACACAGGGCCGCAGCCACCACGUGUGCCCACAUGGGCCUUCGGAUAAGAACCACCUCAGGGGGCUCUAGCAGCUCCGGGGGCUCUCUGUGCUCCAUCGGUGGCCGCGUGUGUGGGGGCUCCCCGCCUGGGCUGUGCUCGGGGUCUCCCCCUCUGGGAGCAGAGGCAGCCCCCAGCCUGAGACAUGUGCCUUGUGGUGCUUCACCCCCCAGCCUGGAGGGGCUCGUCACCUUUGAAGCCCCCGAACUGCCAGAGGAAACGCUGAUGGAGCAAGAACAUGCAGACACCUUACGCCACCUGAACUCAAUGCUGCUGUUCACGGAGUGUGUGCUGGACCUGACGGCUGUGCGCGGGGGAAGUCCAGAGCUCUGUGCAUCCGCCGUCUCCGUGUACCAGAUCCAGGAGAGUGCGGUGGUGGACCAGAUCAGCCAGCUGAGCAAGGACUGGGGGCGGGUAGAGCAGCUGGUGUUGCACAUGAAAGCUGCACAACUCCUGGCAGCCUCUCUGCAUCUCGCCAAAGAGCAGAUCAAGUCCGGGAAGCUGAGCCCAUCCUCGGGUGUGAAGCAAGUUGUCAAAAAUCUGAAUGAACGAUAUAAAUUCUGCAUUAGCAUGUGCAAGAAACUGACAGAAAAGCUGAAUCGCUUCUUCUCUGACAAACAGAGAUUUAUUGAUGAAAUCAACAGUGUAACUGCAGAGAAACUCAUCUAUAACUGUGCUGUAGAAAUGGUUCAAGCCGCAGCCUUGGAUGAAAUGUUUCAGCAGACUGAAGAUAUUGUUUAUCGCUAUCAUAAAGCAGCCCUUCUUCUGGAGGGCUUAACUAAGAUUCUUCAGGACCCAGCAGACAUUGAAAACAUCCAUAGAUAUAAAUCUAGUAUUGAAAGAAGAUUGUCAGCACUCUGCUAUAGCACCUCAGCCUUGUGAGCAGCAGCAGGCCUGCCCCCAGGACCAGCGGUGGGUGUCAGGUGAUGCCAUUGGGAGCACAGCUUGGGUCCUGUCGCCCCACUCUUACGUGGUGACUACCAAAGAGCACGCAGUGGUUUCACAAAGGAAAACCAAUCCCAGAACUACAUAUUGUAGGAGGUCUGCCUAACCAGAGAAGUCACCCCUUCCCUUUCUCUUUAUAGAAGCAGAUGCAAAAGUGUUCCACUGGGCUUUCGGUUUGAUUUCGGUAAAUAAACAUACCUUAGAACUAGAGUCACCAAUAUGGUUACUGUUAAGGAGAGUUAGCAUGAAGUGAUGAGUGGCUCUUUGUACUAGCCACCAGAGCACAGUGUGGGACUCCUUGUAUUCACUGAGGUGUGAAGUAAAAGCCCCAUCUCCUCCGGGCAGUUCAGUUCUCGGGGUGAGUUUGUCUGAGUCUGAGCAAGCACCCAUAAACAGCUCAGGAAGAAAUAGCUUAAGAAGGAGUGAAAGAUGACUCUUGGAAGAUAUUGUGAAAUCUUCAAUUUGAGCUAACAUGGACAUAUAUUAAUAAUCUUCCAAAAUCUUUCAUAUCGCACUAAUUUAUUAAAACAACUGUAUUGGAUUUUGCAAUUUAAAACUAACUGAGGCACAAUGGACUUGUUUAGAGUAUUUUACUUGAUUAUAUAUGCGUACCCUUUCCAGAAUUCACAUGUAAUCUCUCGUGGACUUUUCAGUGGUAAAGACUUGUGUUUUAUGAGCCUCUGCAUUUUCUUAACCUGUUCAUCUACGCCUACAGGUUUUCUCUCACUGAUGUUUUUAAGUUGCUGGUUGUCUGCUUUAGUUUGCAUUUUUUUUACUGUGCAUGCGUAAUGUGCAUUCAUGCCUGUGACCGCUAGGUUUAUUCGGGCAGCACUGGAACAAGUGGCAGGCCAGAGAUACACUCAAGAAUUGCAGUAGGGCCAAAACACAGAGUUGGUGAUCUCUAGGCUUUUUAGUGCUGUGGAGUUUUACAUGAAGUCAGUGAAAAAUGAGGUUUGUUUUCUCUUAGGAUAAGGGGCGGCUCUCUCCAGCCUGUGUGCAUUUUCCUGUUAAUCACGGCAGUCCACCAGGGAGCUAGUCGUGGAGAAUGUGGGCCCUUAACGUCCCUGCAGAAACGGUGCCCACGCGGUCGAUGAUUUGGUUUCUUUGACUUACAUGCUUGGAUACUUGAACAAACCAUUCUCCAGUUUUAACCCUCUUAGAUGAUAUCAUCUAAACUUGGACAAAUUGCACAGAAGCUCUUUGGCAUUAAUCUAAUUUAGUGUACUGAUAAAAACAAAAACAAGGUUUUCCUUUGACAAAGUAAUGUAAUUUUUACCUUAUUUAUCUGUAUAAAAUUCCAGCAGUUAAUUUGAACAUUUAUUUAUAUGAUGUUUGUAUUUUUAGGUCUUUAAUACGGUGUUUCUACCUCUCAUUUGUAACUGCAUGCAUUACUCUUGAAACUAGGUAAAACUCACUGAAUUGUGUAGUAGCCUUUUUAUUAUUGCCUGUACAGAUGUAUACUAAGAUAAAUAAAACUGACCAGGUGUUUCUAGGACAAGGCUGGGUCCCUGUGACGUGGCUUGUCAGACCAACUCCUUCCUCAGUGAGUUUGGAGGCUGGGUGGUUAACACACAUUGCCCCAGGACUUCAGGUUGUGGUGACAGUUCUGCAGGCUAUGGGAGCAGGGCUAUGCUGGGGGCCCCCCUCCCCCAGCAGGGUGACAAGCACCAUUACCAGUGAUGCUCUAGUUUGUACCACUGUUUUGAGUAUAAAGGGCAGUUUCUUGUAUGUUCUCUCAGUAACCACCUAGGUUAUCUCAGUUGAUCCUCCAAAGGGGGUGGGUGCACUCUGGCCCCUCCUCCCCUUUCCCGUUUGUUUUAAACACAGGACGGAAUGAGUUCACAGUGAGGGAAUGCUUGGUCUGCCAUCAGUACCUAGGGAGUGGUCUCCAAGUGCAUUCUUCUUGUGCGAGAAAAGUCAGGUGGUAGGUGGUGUAUGUGUGAAACCCUGCGGUCUGAACAGCAGAAAACAAACUGUAAAUGCAGGAAUAAUGAUUCUGAUUAUAUUUCCAUUAUCAAGGCCAAUUGUUUUAAGAGAUUUUGCCUUGAU
Molecule: messenger RNA, 5266 nt
Organism: Budorcas taxicolor (takin)
Lineage: Eukaryota; Metazoa; Chordata; Mammalia; Artiodactyla; Bovidae
Gene: ULK2
Product: unc-51 like autophagy activating kinase 2
Exons: 27
Coding region: 44-3154 (1036 amino acids)
Biological process (GO): peptidyl-serine phosphorylation; autophagy; protein autophosphorylation
Cellular component (GO): autophagosome; cytoplasm
Molecular function (GO): protein serine/threonine kinase activity; ATP binding
Source: RefSeq, a predicted model, not a curated record